CAGCACCGCUCACUCGAUACGUACGGUUUGUAUUGAAAACUCUCUGGUUUUGGUAGGGUUUUUCUGCUUUUCUGCGAAGGAAGAAGGAGGGAGACUAUCUCUGUUGCAGCCAUGGCGAGCACCAAAGUCCAGAGGAUCAUGACCCAACCCAUCAAUCUCAUCUUCAGGUUUCUUCAAAGUAAAGCUCGCAUUCAGAUAUGGUUAUUCGAGCAGAAGGAUUUGAGGAUUGAAGGACGCAUCAUUGGGUUUGAUGAGUACAUGAAUUUGGUUCUUGAAGAUGCCGAGGAAGUCAGUAUAAAGAAGAAGAGCAGAAAGCAACUGGGGAGGAUCCUACUGAAGGGGGACAACAUCACGCUGAUGAUGAACACGGGGAAAUGAGGAAGGGCUGUUAAAAUUCAAGGAUUUAAGUAUUUUUCUGUAUUUCUUUUUGGCAUUUGACAUGAGAAGCAGAUGUAAUGUGAUUUUAUGGACAUAUUUGGACAACGAUCUACCUUAGCAACAAAUGGGGAAGAGAUAAAUAGCUUUGUGUUGCUUCACUCCUUCCUGCCAUUUGUUCCAUGGCUUGUUUGGUUUAUUGGCACUAUUUUCAAAUGAUUUUGUGUAUUACUUGCCCUAGUACAAUUAUUGUUGUCCAUUCAGAUGUGAUGUUCUGUAAACUACAAUUAUAUUUUUAAGCAU
Messenger RNA from Ilex paraguariensis (yerba mate), 678 nucleotides. NCBI's taxonomy places the organism in Eukaryota, Viridiplantae, Streptophyta, Magnoliopsida, Aquifoliales, Aquifoliaceae. The record is from the annotation of a GenBank genome assembly.